This is a messenger RNA of Cherax quadricarinatus, 17724 nucleotides long. RefSeq names its product protein phosphatase 1 regulatory subunit 37-like. The record is from RefSeq and is a predicted model, not a curated record. Gene Ontology annotation, biological process: cell migration; regulation of Arp2/3 complex-mediated actin nucleation. Gene Ontology annotation, molecular function: protein binding. Gene Ontology annotation, cellular component: lamellipodium; plasma membrane. NCBI's taxonomy places the organism in Eukaryota, Metazoa, Arthropoda, Malacostraca, Decapoda, Parastacidae.
UAUGCUGUAUAUAUACACAGUAUAUGUACCAUUACCUGUUAAAAAAGUUUAAACAAAUACAAUUUCAGCACUUGGUUCUAUGGUUACAGCCUUGAAAGGGCAUAGAAAACCAACACAUGAAUAUUGUAUGACAAUAUUUGUAAAUUCUGUCAUGGGAACUUUGAGAUUUGCAUUUCUUAAAAAAACACACAUGUUUCAGUAUAGAAAUCUGUGCAGUUCUGUGUAUCUACAGGAACUUGCUCAUCAACGUGAAUUUGCUUAUUGUCCUGAUAUAUUUGUUCUCUGUGAUUCCUCAAGUGUUGAUAAACUAAGAAAGCAGCGCUGCUGUAGACUCGGUCGUAAUAGUUUUACAGAGCACAGCAAAGUGUUGCAUCACAGUGAACUUAUGCAACAUCAGGAGCAUUAUGAGCUAUACUAACAAAAGUGAAGCUGCCAGUGAUGAUCCACAGGCAAGACCAAAACAUCUUGACAAUGCCUUGGUGGACACAGAGGAAGGUGGCCAAGUGGCACAUUAUGAAAAUACAACAGAGGUGACACAAGGAGUGACUGGAGAAGAUACUCAUCAGCAAGAAGUAUGCAGAGAUGAAAAACAUGAAACAGAUUUGGGUGUGAAAGAAAAAAAUGUUGAUCCAAGUGUAAAUAACUUUUUGGAAGGUCCCAGAGAGGGUGCAGUUUUGCAGAAAUUUGCAAAAACGGAGCAGUUAGAGAGUUGUGCUAAUGAAAAUGUUGCUGAUGAAGCAGUUUUUCUAGAGUUAGAUGUUAAUGAAUUAAAAGCAUCAUUUGCAAAUGUUGAAACUGAAUCUUUUUCUGUUGCAUGUGAGGGUAAAUGUGAAGUGAAUCAAGCACUUACAAGCUCUGUACCAUUUAGUACAGGUGUUGGUGAACACUCCUUUACAAAUUCUGUUAAUGAGAAGAGAGAUUGUGAAGGCAAUAUUUUCUCUUCAAAGUGUGAGUCUAUGUCUUCUGAUGACACUUGUAUUUAUAAGGAUGCAGUUGAGAGUGAAAGUGGCAGUAAAGAAAAUCUUGAAGAGGGAAAAUCUUGUGUAGGGGAUUCUUUGAUAAAGAGUGUCAAGCUAGUUGUUGAUGAACUUGAAGAUGCAGACGCUGAGGUUAGAGAAUAUGUUGGGCAAGCAUUACAUGCACUUAAUACUCAUGAACCCCAAGCUGCAGAAGUGAACAUGGAUGUCAAUUUUAAAUUUAAUACAGUGAUAUCCAGUAGUGUAAAUAUAUGCUCUAGUGCACUUGACAAAAGUAAGCAAAAAACUAAUAAUAAUUUAGAAAUAGAAGUACCAGGUGAUUUAUUUAGAGAUGUAAGGAUAGUUGAAAGUGAUAAAGAACAAAAUGUAAUAACAGAAAAAGAAGAAACUUUUACUGAAAGUAAAGUGAUUUUACCUCGGCAAAGACAAGCCGAUUGCAGUGGGUGUGAGGAAGAGCAAAUGGGUAAAUUAUUGACUAUUAGUGAUGAUGAGAAAGGCUUGAAGACACAGCCACUUUCAGCUCCUUCUACUCCUGUUCCUUCUUCAGGUUCAGCUAGGAAAGUACAUAGAUCUCAGGGAUGCAGAGGUCGACGAGUUUCGUUCCCUGAAGAUGAAACUCAUCUGAUAUCCAGUUACUUGGAACCCGUUAAUCCAUGGCAGCAGAUGGGAGGAGUGACCGUAGAAGAAAUAGCGGCAGCAUACCGACUGUCAUGUGAGCGACACCGUACGCAGCCACUUCCAGGGGUGUUACAACAAAUUAAGGCACUGCCAUUAGCUAUUGGAGGGCGUGUGGAGUGCCUCAGUCUUCGUGGACAGAGGUUGGAGGGCGGUCAGUGUGAGGGUUUGGAAGAAAUAUUCAGAAGAGUACAGUUCAAAAUCUUAGAUUUAGAAGGCUGUGCUCUUGAUGAUGAUACUGCAAUACCACUAUUUGAUAUGAUUGAAUUUUAUGACUCUGCCACACAGUUAAACAUUUCAUGUAAUGGAAGAAUUGGUUUUCGAGGAUGGCAGGCCUGUUCUAGGAUGUUAAAACGCACUCCAUCUGUUGAAUAUUUAGAUGCUCGUAAUACAAACCUAAAUGAAACUAACAUGCCUAUACUGGGGAGAGCACUGCGACUAGGAGCUCGAUUGCAUACAUUACAUCUUGAAAACUGUAACUUGACUGGUCGCCCACUGAUCAUGCUAACUGCUGCUCUUAGACAAAAUGAUACUUUAUCAGAAUUAUAUUUAGCAGAAAAUCGACUUGGUGUAAAUGACUGCAUACAGCUUGGUAACUUAGUCCGUGCUAAUAACACGCUUCGUCUUCUUGAUCUUCGAAACAACAAUGUUCAAGAUGUUGGAUGUGGGCAUGUAUGUGAAGGUAUAGCUGUACAACAGAAGCAACAACAGCAGGAAGUAACUGAUGGGUCAAGUGAUAAAACUGUGUGCUUGGGUCUCAACUCAUUGAUACUUUGGAACAAUCAUCUUACCCAACAGUCAGCACCUCACUUAGCUGUAAUGUUAGCUGCAACUAAAACUUUGGAAACCUUAAAUUUAGGACGUAACAAUCUUACUAGUGAAGGAAUUUUGCGUUUGAAAGAGUCCUUACUAAGAAAUCAUGCCUUACUGCGUUUAGGUCUACAAGCAUCCCGAAUAGCAGAUGAAGGAGCUGUAGCUCUUGCUGAAUAUACUGCUGACAACACUGUUAUUCAACAUAUAGAUUUACGUGAAAACCCAAUACGUGUGGCUGGGCUCAUGGCUCUGGCUCACUCACUUCGUCUCAAUUCUACUAUCAUCCAAAUGGACAUUGACUCUGACCCCAGAAGUGAGCCAGCAGUAGAGUUAGCAGAGCAACAUUCUUCACUACAAAAAGAAAUAAAAGAGUACUGUCAGCGCAACUUAACUCAAAGUCACGUACGUGCUUCAGUAGAACAUACGAAACAUGACAAUCAAGAAGAGAUUAAAGAUAAAUCUUCAAAGGAAGGUUUGUGUGUUAGUGGAGCUAUUAGAAAAAUUUCACUCACUUGUGAGACAACAAACAAGACUUGUAUUAUUGAUAAAACUGAAGGAUCAAACCGAGAAGAAGAAAAACAAAAAUAUACAAGUCCAGCACCAAGUCCCCUUCCAAGUCCUUCUCCCAGUCCCUGUCCCAGCCCUUGUGCCAGCCCAUCUCCCAGUCCAGUGCCCAGCCCUCUCAAAAAUCGGUUCAAAGUGUUCAAGGUACACGAGACCUCCAAAAGUUCACCUGAACUAAUUGCAGGUUCAAGCCAAACUCCUUCCCUUUCCAAUUCUGUUCAUGUGUCUCAGUCAGGAAGAAGCAUGUCAGCAGGAGACCUAACUCAACCACAAACUCAGACUUGUGUACGGCCCAACAGGUUCAGUUCUGGUGGACGUUUCACUGUAACCAAGGUGGCUGAACCAUCUGGCUCGCAAAGCUUGCCUACUGAUCAACAGAAAGUUACAAGCAUUACUACAGCUGGUUACAAAAAUGGAAAUUCUGCAUCAGGGCCAAAAAUUGUAAUUUCUUCUCCAGUUAGAGUAGAAAGAGGCUUUAGUGUAGAAGAAACAUCUUCAGUGAUGGAAAAAAAUGGAGAUAGUGAAUUGAAGUGUCAACAGAAUAAACUUGUAGGCUGUAAAUCAGCUGGUCUUCCCGAGGAUCAAAAACAGCCGCAUGUCUUAUCAGGUCAGUUUGUCCGACUGAAAUCAGAAGGGGAUGGUGAUGAUGUGUUUGUGGAUAUUGUUGCCAUCAAGAACACUUCAUCAGAAUUCCAGAGGAAAGAUUUAGUGCCACAAAGAAACGUAGCUGCAUGUAAAACUGAUCCAGUUGAAAGUCGGAGGAGUGAUAAAGAUUCAGAUUCCCUAAGUUUAAGUGAUCUGACAGACAGUGGAUUCCUUGAUGAGGGCAUGUGUGGCAGCAGGGGGGGUGGGAGCCAUACACCGAGUCCAAGCAGCCCACAUCAUGAAGGUGAUAGAGACUCAUUAUUAAGUUCAUCAAUGGACAGCACCAGUCAAGAGGACACAGGAUUAGGCUUGCCCAUAGAUAGUAGUAGUGUUAAAAGUUCACUAACUUCCAUUCCACCUGUAACAUGCCACCUGCAGCAGUCUGAUGUGCACUCCUUGAGUGAUCCACCAAAGAGGGCACCUCUUGCUGCAAUGGAAAAUGGCAGCUUUGACUCUGAUAGUGAGGAUAGUGAGUUAACAACACAGUCAUCAGACUCCACACAUAGUGAUGAGGUUCGUAUCACUACUGAGCAGUAUGAACCCAAACCUGCUUGGGGAUCCAAGCAAGAGUCAGCUGAGGUUCCUGUUAAUCCUCAAGCUUUAACUUCCUCAGGCUCACCAAAAACCACUUAAAAAUAUUAGGAACAGUCAAAAUUUCAUGGAGUGAAUUUUGAUGUAUGUGGCAGUAAGAAAGUUUGUACUUCACCUCUACAGGAGCAGUUAUAUAUGGUUGUGUUGACUAGGCAGUUAUAUAGCCAGCUACUAUGUUCAGAGGCAUUGUCACAACCUUAUUGUCAUUUGCUGUCAGUAGCAUUUCAUCUUUUGUGUACUGAUGAUGUACAUUUUACCUCACCAGUUCUAAUUUUAAAUGGAAAAAAAAGUUUUGUGAACAUUAAUUUAAAAAAAAAUUAUUACUUAAAAAUUCAGUACAUAAAUGGGAUUUACAUUUGUUGCAAAAUUAUGGACUUGUGGUGAAAAUUGUAACUAAUAACUAAUUUCAUUGAUAACUCAAGAGCAGCUAAUGAGAAGUUUAUAAUGGCAGUGUUUGACUCUUCUGAGCUUCAUCGAGCAGUACAAACAAGGACACUGCUUUAAGGGUUCAUGAUCAGGUGCAAGAAGUAAGAAAACUACUGCAGUAGGCCUACUGGCCAUGUUAGUUGUAGUAGAGAGUAAAACAGUCAUAAUAAAUCUCAGUUGCUCUUAUGUCCUCUUACCUAACAUUAUGUCAAUGAUUUUUACCAGUAUUUUUACACAUUACUAAAGAGGAUAUUUGCUCCAAGUGAUAAUUUUUUUCACAUUUGUUUAUAAAAGCGAUAUAUUUUUUUCAACACUUUGGUCGUCUGCCCCUUCUGGGGGUCAAAAUAUACAGAUCAAACAAUCUUCUGAAUUUUUUCUCCAUGUUGGUUGUUAUUCAUCAUUGAUAAGUGUUCAUUACACUUUAGUUAUUCAAUACAGAAAAGUUUGCUAAGGCAAAUUCUGCAUUGUCUGUCAUAUUUGAUGUAAAUUUUUCCCCAAUAAAGCUAAAUAAAAAAAAUUCUAGCCUUCCUCUUAUAUGGCUCAUGUAAUUGUGGUAGCAGUAGAGUGGGUCCCCAGCUUGUGACAUUCUGACUUAUAAUGUUUUAUUCUUAUGACAUUGGCACUUUGUAACCAGUUAAUUACCUCUACAUAUGAACACUGAUCUACAAUCACUGUAAAUAUUGAAGCAAAUUAUUUUGAAUACAGUAAAGAAUUUUUUUUUUUUUUUUUUUUACCCAAUACGUGUGUGUGUUCAUUUCGUGCAUGUAUAGAGAGCUCACAUUUGUUUGGUAGAGAUUGGUCAAGAACCACUGAUUUACAUUUUGUUUUUAUUAACACAUUAGCCAUUUCCCACUGAGGCAUUGUGACCCGAAAAAGAAGAAACACUUUUAUCAUCACUCACUCCAUCACUGUCUUGCCAAAGGUGUACUGACACUUCAGUUAAAAAACUGCCACAUAUCUUCACACCUCCUUUAGGGUGGAGGUGCUGUACUUCUCACCUCCAAGACUCUAGUCUGGCUAAUCAGUUUCCCUGAAUCCCUUCUUAAAUGUUACUUUACUCACACCCCAACAGCAUGCCAAGUCAUAAAAACCAUUGACAUCCACCCACUCCUACCUUACAUGCUUCAUGCAUGCUUACUGGGAGUCUAAGCCCCUCACACACACAACCUCCUUUACCUCCCCGCCCCUCCCAACCUUUCCUAGGAUGACCCGUACCCCAUCUUCCUUCCACUACAGAUUUAUACACCCUCCAAGUCAUUCAAUUUUGUUCCAUUCUUUCUAAAUGUCCGAACCACCUCAACAACCCUGGAUAACAUUUUUAGAAACCCCACACCUACAAAUUCUCUGCAUAAUAUUCACAUUACACAUUGCCCUCAGUCAUGACAUCUCCACUGUCUCCAGACUUCGUGAUGCAACAUUCACCACCCAUGCUUUACACCCAUAUAAGAGCGUUGGUACUACUCUACUCUCAUACAUUUCCCCUUUGCUUCCAUGGAUAACAUCCUUUGUCUCCAUAGACUCUCAGCACAUAACUCGCCUUUUUCCCCUCAUCAAUUCUAUGGGUCACCUCAACUUUAACAGACCCAUCUACUGACAAGUCCACUCUCAAAUAUCUGAACACAUUCACUUCCUCAAUACUCCCUCUCUCCAAUCUGAUACGCAGUCUAUCAUUAUCUAAAUUUUUUGUUAUCCUCAUCACCUUGCUCUUUCCUACAUUCACUUUUUAUUUCCUUCUUUUACACACCCUCCCAAAUUCGUCCACCAACCUCUGCAACCUCUCUUCAGAAACUCCCAAAAGCACAAUGUCAUCAGCAAAAAGCAAUUGUGACAACUCCCACUUUGUGUUAUUCUUUAUCUUUUAAUCCCACACCUCUUCCCAACACCCGAGCAUUCACUUUCUUACGACCCAUCUAUAAAUAUGUUGAACAACUGUGGUGACAUCACACAUCCCUGUCUAAGGCCUACUUUUACUGGGAAAUAAUCUCCCUCUCUCCUGCAUACUCUAACCUGAGCCUCACUAUCCUCAUAAAAACUCUUAACUGCUGUCAGUAACCUACCAUCCAUUCCAUAAACUUGAAACAUCUGCCACAUUGCUUCCCUAUCCACCCUAUCAUAUACCUACCUGGAGUCUACCUGGAGGGUAUUCCAGGAAUCAACGUCCCUGCGGCCUGGUCCAUGAACAGGCCUCCCGGUGGAUCAGGUCCUGAUCAACCAGGCUGUUACUCCUGGCUGCACAUAGCCCAACAUACGAAUCACAGCCCGACUGAUCCAGCACCGACUUUAAGUAUCUGUCUAGCUCCCCCUUGAAGGCAGCCAUGGGCCUAUUGGUAAUUCCCCUUUUGCAUUGUGGGAGGGAGGCUAUUGAACAGUCUUAGGCCCUGGUGACUUAUGGUGUUUUCUCUUAGUGUAUCAAUGGUGCCCCUACUUUUCAUUGGGGGUAUUUUGCACUGCCUGCCCACUCUUUUACUUUCGUAGGGAGUGAUUUCUGUGUGCAGAUUCAGGACCAUUCCUUCUAGGAUUUUCCAAGUGUAGAUUAUGAUAUCUCUCUCUUGCCUGCAUUCCAAUGAGUACAAGUCAAGUGCUUCCAAGCAUUCCCAGUAGUUGAGGUGUUUGAUAGAACUUAUAUGUCCAGUAAAGGUUCUCUGUAAACACACUAGAUCUGCAAUUUCACCUGCUCUGAGUGGAGAUGUUAAUGUACAGCAAUAUUCCAGCCUAGAGAGAACAAGUGAUUUGAAAAGGAUCAUCACUGGCUUGGCAUCUCUUAUUCUGAAUGUUCUCAUUAUCCAUCCUAUCAUUUUCUUUGCAUUUGUGAUCGUGGCACUAUUGUGAUCCUUGAAAGUCAGAUCCUCAGACAUAUCACUCCCAGGUCCCUCACAUUAUUUUUUUGCUCUAUUGUAUGAUCAGAGUUUGUAGUACAUUCAGUUCUAAUUAUUAUCUCCUCCAGUUUUCCAUAACGGAAUAGUUGGAAUUUGUCUUCAUUGAGCAUCAUAUUGUUUUCUGUUGCCCAUUGGAAAAAUUGGUUUAUAUCUUCUUGGAGGUUAACAGCGUCCUCAAUCGAUGACAGUCUCAUGCAGAUCCUAGUAUUGUCUCCAAAGGAUGACAUGGUGCUGUGGAUUAAUCUUUGUCUAUGUCUGAUGUGAGGAUGAGGAACAAGAUGGGGGCGAGUACUGUGCCUUGUAGAACAGGGCUUUUCACUAUUGCAGCUUCUGAUUUAGCUCUGUUGACCACUACUCUGUGUGUUUGAUUUUUUAGAAAGUUAAAGAUCCAUCUCCUCACUUUGCCAGUUAUUCCUUUAGCACGUAUUUUGUGCUCUAUUAUGCCAUGAUCGCACUUGUCAAAUGCUUUUGCAAAGUCUGUGUAUAUUACAUCUGCAUUCUGUUUUUCUUCCGGUGCAUCCAAGACCGUAUCAUAGUGAUCAAGUAGUUGUGAGAGGCAGGAGUGACCUACUCUGAACCCAUGUUGCCCUGGAUUGUGCACUUUUUGGGAAUCCAAAUGGUUUGCAAUCGUGCUUCUUAGCACUCUUUCAAAUAUUUUUAUGAUGUGGGACAUUAGAGCUAUUGGUCUAUAGUUCUUAGCUAAUGCUUUGCUGCCACCUUUAUGGAGUGGGGCUAUAUCCGUCGUUUUUAGUGGCUGUGGAAUUUCACCCAUGUCUAAGCUCCUUCUCCAUAGUAUACUUAGGGCCCACAAAGGGAGUUUCUAGCAGUUCUUAAUGAACACAGAGUUUCAUGAGUUUGGGCCUAAGGCUGAGUGCAUGGGCAUGUUGUCAAUAGCUUUCUCAAAGUCUAUCGGAGUUAGGGUAAUGUCGGAAAUAUGGCAUAUAUUGAUGGAGUUUUGAGGCUCAUUCAUGAAAAAAUCAUUUAGAUUGUCGAUCUUUAGAAUGAUUAGUGUCUUGCUAAACACAGAGUCAUAUUGAGAUUUCAGUAUCUCACUCAUUUCCUUGUCAUCUGUGUAAGUCCCAUCUUGUCUGAGCAAGGGCCCGAUACUAGAUGUGAUAUUUGCCUUGUUUUUGGCAAUAUGAAAAGAAAUAUUUUGAAUUUCUUUCCAAUCUUUUUCCAAAUCCAUAAAUGCAGUGAAAACCUAUUUUUCUUCUUUCAACCAACCAGCCAUAUCCCACCGAGGCAGGGUGGCCCAAAAAGAAAAACCAAGUUUCUCUUUUUAACUUUAGUAAUGUAUACAGGAGAACAGGUUACUAGCCCCUUGCUCCUGGCAUUUUAGUCACCUCUGAUGACACGCUUGGCUUAUGAAGGAAGAAUUCUGUUCCAUUUUCCCAUGGAGAUAGGAAAUAAACAAGAACAAGAACUAGUAAGAAAAUAGAAGAAAACCCAGAGGGUUUUCUACUUCUACUUACACCUAGGUCACACUACACAUGCUUGUACAUGCAUGUGUAGUGUGACUUAAGUGUAAGUAGAAGUAGCAAGAUGUACCUGAAAUCUUGCAUGUUUAUGAGAUAGAAGAGACACCAGCAAUCCUACCAUCUAUGUAAAACAAUUACAGGCUUUCGUUUUACACUCACUUGGCAGGAUGGUAGUUCCUCCCUGGGCUGUUGCUGUCUACCAACCUACUACCUAGGGAAAACCUAUUUAUCCUUAUCUAAAUACUGUUCACUUAUAUGCUUCACUGUAAACACUUGGUCUACACACCCCCUACCCUUCCUAAAGCCUUCUUGUUCAUUUGUGAUCCUGCUUUCCAUCUUACUCUUAGUUCUUUCAGUAAUAGCUCUACCAUAUACCUUACCAGGAGCUCCUGGACAUUUAGCCACUGGACACUUUGUUGACGGAUAUUUUACUGGAGGACAUUUGACUGAAUAGACAUUUCACUAAUUGAUAUUUCGCCCAACAGAUAUUUUAAACCGAACUGGUAUUCAUCACAGCAUGUUUUCCAAACAUUAACAAGAAGGAAUAAAAAAUAAGUUAGGAUGCCCAUAAAAUAACAAACUUAACUAACCGACAGCCAUUUGUCCGUUCAGCCAAAUAGCUGUCGGCGCAAUGUCUGUUCGGCCAAAUGUCCUUCGGUCAGGUGUCUGGCAAUGUUACCACGUAUACUCAACAUGCUUAUUCCCCCUAUAAUUCUUACUCUCUCUUUUGUCCCCUUUGGCCUUAUACAAAGGAACUAUGCAUGCAUUGAUUUAAUAUUUAUUUUCUUGGUUGAAUUAAAACUAUAUAGUUCAGUUAGUUUUUUACAUAAUGCAUUUAUUCUGUGUAUACUCUAUGCAUGUGAAUACCUGGAGGGGGUUUCAGGGGUCAUUGCCCCAGUUGGGUGUGAUUAUGUUUUGUAACCAGCAGUGGUGUUGUCAACUGUUUUGUGUGGAAGACAGCAGUGGGUGAGGUAUGGGACAGUAAGAGAGACGGCAGCAGGUGAGGUGUGAGGUGGUAAGAGAGACAGCAGCAGGUGAGGUGUGAGACAGUAAGAGACAGCAGCAGGUGAGGUGUGGGACAGUAAGAGAAACAGCAGCGGGUGAGGUAUGAGACAGCAAGAGAGACAGCAGCAGGUGAGAUAUGAGACUAUAUAGAAACACCACUCACUAACACCACACCAUAAUUAUCAUCACCACUACCUUACCACAUUAUAUACCCAGGCACAUUAACCCUGUACUUUGUACACCUCUGUUUUAUUUAGUUAAUUGUAGCUUAGUUUUAUUUAAUUAACUUGAAUGGUAUACAUUAAUUAGACAUUAUUUAAUACCAUUUGUAAGUGAAGAAAAGAAUGUUACUGAAUGUGAACUACUGGGUAAGAACUCUUUGGAAAAAAGCUUGGUGAAAUUAGGUGUAGAAUAUUAAGACUCUGGAGCAACUCUGAUAACGUAGGUUGUCAGGAAUUUUCAGGAGCACUGUAACUUCAUAAGUUGGGGUCCUACUGUACAUGCAUCAUAAUGUACACUUUCUCCACAAGAACUUCGAAAAUUUGGAUGGGCUAAAUGUAAGGGUGCAUCUCGUAUGGCAGAAAAUAUAGCACUGUUGGUAAUACAGGUCCACAUCUCUCUAUCUGAAAUUCUGAAAUUGGAAAAGUUCCACAAACCGAAGUUUUUUCGUGGAGUGUGGAGAAUCGGUCAUCUCAGUGCUUGGGUCACGCUGCCACAUGGCGGUGUUUAGAAUCAUUCUGAACUUCGAAAAAUUCUGAAAUUCGAAACAGCACUGGCCCCUAAGGUUUUGGAUGAAGGAAUGUGGACCUGUAUAUGCUAUGUUAUGUAAACUAGAUACCAACUACAGUACUUAUAGCCAUUAAAGGUAUACAGUAGUGUUAUGUAAACUAGAUGCCAGCUACAGUACUUCUUCCUGUUAUGGAAAUAUAUAAAGACAAUUAUGUUUGUAUUUCUUGUAGUAUAGUAUAUUGGGUAACAAAAUUCAUGAAAUGAAUUUGAGUCUGCUUCAGUAUACAGUAGUAGUCAAAUAAAUGGGUUAUGAUUUUAAUUUUAGCCCUCUAAAUCAUUGUAUGAAGAGUAAUAAUGUAUCAUUUGAGUUUAUAACAUAUGUGGUUUGAAAUAUUUAAUUUAUUUUGAAUGAAUUGUUCAAAUUUUUAUUUUUCCUAGCAGAGCUCUUAAUUAACACAAAGUGUCAUGCUAAUGAGAUCAUUAUCAUUGUGCCAUAAAAGUAUAAUAUUGUCAUUCUCUUGAAUGUUCAUAUCACAGUGAGCAAAGAUAGCCACUGGUGUCCUCAAAGCAUGAAAUGCAUGCAUAAAAAUUUUAUAGAAUGCUACUCAUUCCUGUUCUGUUUGGUGAAUUUUCUGGAUGUCCAAAAUCCAGCUUCUCACUAUUGUAUUGAGAGGAAUUUUAAUUGAAAGAAAUUUAAGAGUUAAUAUUGACAGAAAUAAGCUGCUAAAGAUAUGCUUAAUUUUCAUUACAGAAAAUUUUGUAACAGACAGGUGUGGUGUAUGUUUUAUUACAACUUUUAGAUUAAAACAAGUGUGUCAACAACUUAAUAUAUGGGAUUUAUAAGUACAAAAAAAUAAACUACAGUGUUGAAUAUCUUUUUGGUUUAGUAAAACAAAAACCUAGUGUUUCUUGCAAUUUAAAAUUUUCUAUUUUGUUGAAAGUUUGCUUUCCUUCUGAUACAUAUUACAGUACAACUAUUAUAUUUUUUUAUUUUUUGUAAGUCAUGCUAAAGAUAAAAUCCUGUGUAUUGUAACAACUUUAUGUACCUUACUGAUAAACUCUCUCCUUGCUAGGGCAAAUAAGAGAUAAAUGUAUAUGCUCCAGCAUUGUUCAAGAAACUGAUGAUGAUUAUGCACUGCAACUAUGUUCCUCACAAAAUAUCUUAUUGUAAGAUGCCCUCAAUAUGUCUUAAACUAUUUUAGCUUAGAAAGUAAACGUAGUUAAGCCUGCUGUUGGAUAUAUUAUGCCUUUAUGGCAGUAGAUUGUUAUUUAAUUUUUUAUUGUGAUUACUUUCCAUAAAUAAUCUAAGGUAGCAUCAUACAACUGAGAUUUUAAUUUUCAUUAUUACAAAGCUAGUGGCUUAAUAUUAUGAAGAGUUAUUGAGGAAUGAAAAUCACAAUACCAUGGUUGGAACAAUUCACAACUCUCCCACAAUUUGAAAAUUUAAACUAGAAGUGAAUUUGGUUCAUUUUGAAUUGAUCCUUGAUGAACUGUUAUUGAAUAAAUCCACCUUGGAUCAUUAUCAAGUUUAGUUUAGGCUUCAUCUUGUGAGAUAUGAUGUUUUUCUUGCUUCCGCAGUGUGUGAUAACUAUGAGACUGCCGCACUUACAUCUAAGUCAGCCAAGGUUUACCAGCACCAGUCUUGUUCAUAGAACUUAACAAGAUUUAUUUAUCAACAGGUGAUUGUUUCACUGAAAUUUUGGUGCUAAUUGUUAUAUAGUUAAAAAUUCAGUGCAAUUUUCCAGUUUUUUUCUUUUUUACAGAAACUCGAGCUACUAGCAUUUACUAGUUGUCAGAUUUGAAUGGGGAAAAAACUGGCUGAGUUAUGUAAAUAACUCAGCAGAGGUAGGGGAUGGUAUUUUCUUAAUAGUAAUGAAUAUAUUUAUGCACGCUGGUAGCCGUUGUUGUGUGUGUUUACCAUUGCUCCGGUGACUGUGGUACAAAUCCUUUAUGUUCAGGCCAUGGAUUAAGUAUCCCUGGCUCUCACUUCAGUGAAAUAGUAGAAAUUUCUGUGGUUGUUGAGGAUGAUUUUCCUGUUUCUCAUCAUAUUUAAAUGGAUUACAAAAUUCUCAAGUACAGAGUUAUAAUGUUUAGUGUGCUAUACUUUGUAAUAUGUUUAUAACAUUAUAUUCAUUGACCUUUUAAAUAUUUUAUACUUUUCAUACGAAUAAUAGUUGGCAUGUUUGGAACCCUGUAAAGUAUACAAACCCUCAGUAAUUAGACCUGUUAAUUAUAAACAGGUGCACCUACCGUCCGACUUGCGACCUGCUCGACUUACGACCACUCGACUUACGACCACUCGACUUACGACCACUCGACUUACGACCACUCGACUUACGACCACUCGACUUACGACCACUCGACUUACGACCACUCGACUUACGACCACUCGACUUACGACUGUGUUUUUUAUGCCAAAUUUCUGGGAAAUAAACAACUAUUUGUGUUGUACACAGUGUUUAUCCUAAACCUUACAGUAUAAAAUACAGUACUAACAGCAUAAAAAGUAAAGUAAAACAUGAAAUACCAAAAUAAAACAAUAAAAUAAAGUCAUUACAAAAAUGUUUUGUUGAUAUUCAGUAGUAAAGUUCGACUUACGACCAUUUCGACUUACGACCGGUUUCUCGGAACCAAACUCGGUCAUAAGUUGGAUGGUAGGUGUAUAUUUUUUCUUAUGAAAUACUUACCUUGUAUCUUACUACAGUUGUGUAUAUGGAGUGAAGACACUUGAGUCAUUCAUUUGCUUAAGACAUUAACCCCUUGACUGUCGCAACCCCCAAUCCUGAGGUAUUGAAAACUGACAGAAUUACGCUCUCGAGAAGUUAGCGACCUCAGCGAUAUUUACAAAUCGGCGACUUUGCCCACUUUGAGCCCUAUUUUCGGCUAAUUCCAUUGUUCCAGUCGACCAAACUCAUAGCUAUCUCUUUAGAACUCCGUUUUUUCUAUCAAUUAAGUACAAGAAACUGCCCAUUUACUGAUUUCAACUACCCAAUAACGUGGUCAGAAAUUUGCAAUUUGGCCAAUUUCACGAAAAUUAAAAAAUACGACAAUUUCAAAAUAGGGUCCAGAAUGAACAAUGCAGACAUUCCUGGCUCUAAAAUAACAUUUUCUUUGUUCAUCAGUCACGUCUCCAGGCCCCUCUGAUAUUACUCUUGUUCUCUAUUUUGAAUUUUUAUUCGAACAAAAAAUAGAAGAUAUACUGUCAUGCAGACUACUGCAAUAUUGUAAUAAUUGUACAAAUAAUGUCAACCCAUUCAUGACUGCAUAUCAGAAUGCCUGCUUGGACAUUUAUUGGACAAUGACAUCAUUUGUUUACUUUUGAACAUCAGCAAAAAUCAAACAUUUCCCCUUCUUUGAGCUCCAUUUCGAGGUUCUUUGCAUAGUAAAACCAAUCAAAAUCACCUCUAUUUCUAUAUUAUGUUUUCCAUUCUAUCAAAUGAGACCAAGAAAACGAGAAUACAACCAUAAAUACUGUAUGAAAAUAGACCACAAAGUUGGCAUUUUAAUUAAAAAAACGGUUGGAGUUUUUUUUUUUCUCAUUAUGCACUGCGUGCUCCAGGAUUUUUUUUAUAUGGUGCACACUGACCACACAGACCCAUUCUCUCACAUGUGGGCCUACCAGCUUUCUCCUGCUUGAUUUGAAGCCACUAGAAUUUAUGAGUAUAUAUACAUGUACAGUGGACCCCCGGUAUUCGAUAUUAAUCCGUUCCCGAGAGCUCAUCGAAUACCGAAAAUAUGGAAAACUGAAUCAAUUUUCCUCAUAAGAAAUAAUGGAAAUCAAAUUAAUCUGUGCAAGACACCCAAAAGUAUGAAAAAAAAAAAAUUUUACUACAUGAAAUAUUAAGUUUAAUGCAAUAGAAUAAUUACAAUAACAAUAAAAUAAUUGACACUUACCUUUAAUGAAGAUCUGGUGAUCUUUUAAUGCCACUAGGACCAGCUUGAGAGUCACUGGACCUCUGUCGCACAACAAAUCUGUCCAUAGAGCUCUGUACCUCCCGUUCCUUUACGAUUUGUCUAAAAUGGGCCACAACAUUGUCAUUGUAAUAGUCACCAGCAUGGCUUGCAAUAGCUGUGUUAGGGUGAUUUUCAUCCAUAAAGGUUUGCACUUCAACCCACUGUGCACACAUUUCCUUAAUUUUUGAAGUAGGCACAAUGGAUUCCACAACUGGCAUAGGCUUCUCAGGGUUAGCUCCAAACCCUUCAAAAUCUUUCUUAAUUUCCAUACUAAUUCUCACCCUUUUUACCACAGGGUUGACACUAGAAGCUUUCUUGGGGCCCAUGGUGACUUAUUUUGCCGAAACAAGCACCAAAAACAGUGAUAAUAUGGAUAAUAUGAAAUGUACCGAAUGUAUCCUUAGAUGCGCGCACACUGGAUGGCUUGUAAACACUGGCACACAAGGGGCAGUUCAGGCCACACGUGGACACGUCUCGUACGAAUCGUAUCGAAUACCGGGUUUUCAAUCGAAUACCGAGGAAAAUUUUUUGCGAUAUAAUGCAUCGAAUACCGGAUUUAUCGAAUACCGAUGCCAUCGAAUACCGGGGGUCCACUGUAUGUCAAACACGGUACCUCGUAACACGUAUAUGUAUAUGACCGAAACAGUCAAAGGGUUAAUUAUUAUUGUCUCGUUCACCUUGAAAAUCUUGCUUUUGAUUCCUCAAAUCAAGGUUUUUAUUUACAAGUACGGUACUGUAUAAGGAAAAUCUUGUUUGACAGGAGCACCCCUUUUGAUCUACACUUAAAUUGAACAACUUUCCACUGCCAUUCACAACUGGUUGGACAUAGUGUUUGGAGGACAUCAAGUGAGGAUCGCAAUUGGCGUUUGUACUAUUGAUUUGUAUGUACAGAUGUAUAGUACUGUAUAUUAGUUUAUUAGCCAAGCUCCACCUCUCGCCUAGUACAUACUAAAAAUACUGUUGUACAUAUAAUGAGGCAGUAUUCUCUGCCACUGGAGCAGUUCUGACCUGCAUCAUGACCACCUCCAUGUUCACCUUAAUUUAUUUAUUAAUUCUGCAGCACCAUUUAGCAUAAUACCAAAUACUGUAUAUCCAGGAAUGUUGAAGUAAUUUUAUUUACAUUAUCUUUAUAACUGAAAUAAAGCCAAUACUGUAUGAGAAGUAAAUAUUUUGUGGAAUAUUUUGUAGUGACGCUAUUUGUGUGCUUGUGAGAGUAUGUAAUAGGGCUAGCAAGUAGCGCACAUUAUGGGUAAUGUGGUAUACAAGAAGUGGUGAGUGGGCAACUUUCAACUGGCAGUAAGCACUUCUCACCAAGGGCAACUUUGUAGGGAGGAUCAGUAUAUAAUUUGUUGAAUAAAAUUCACCAUACUUUGAAACAAUUUAUAACUAACCUACAAUUUGACAUAAUGCUUUUGUAAAUGUUGUACCUUUAUCAAAUCAAGAGUUAAAGUAAUAAUGGCCCAGGAUGGACCCAGCAUUAUCUAUAUUUUUUUUAAACUGUGGGUUAGUUAUGAGUACAUUUUUGUUGAAAGUUAAAUUACAUAUACAUGUACUAUAAAUUAAAGCAACUAGGUACUGUAUUCCUACAUAAGAUGAGAACAUUGUUAGUAGGGAGAUAGUAACACCUGCUUAGAUGCAAAUAUUCUGAUAUAGUUAAGAUUUUUUUUUGAAUGGGAGUGUGAUUGAAAUUAUGCAGGCUUGUAACUUGUAAACAUGACUUACGAAAUUGUAAUGACACGAUUGCAAACAAACCAUACCAAGGACGGGGAUAGAACCCACGAUCAGAGAGUCUCAAAACACGACAGUCUGGAGUUUUGAGACUGAUCGCGGGUUCUAUCCCCGUCCGUGGUAUGGUUUGUAACUUGUAUUUUUCAUCUGUCACCGAAUUAUUCAUCUCACCAUUUUUGGAAAACUGUCCUCACAGCAAGCUUGUAGAUGUUAUAAAAUAUGUGAGCACUUGAACUCUGAUUCUCUAACCUGUUUUUAAUGACGGGUUAAAAUAUUUUAUACUGAAAAGAUUUGGCACUCUGCAAAUAAGAUGGUGUAUAUGCUUUAAAGUGGUAUCAUAUUUUUCAUUUGGAAAUUGUAUACUUGCUUUAAUAUAAUAAAUGAUGUUAAUCCUGAUACUGAUAAUAAUGAUGAAUAUUAUUCUCUUUUUAUUAAUUAACUUUUUAUGCUCUUGACCUCAGGUGUAAAAGACUCAGGAUUUGUAAUACAAAGUGUCUACCAUCUUAGUAUAAAAGAAGCUUUUCUAAGUAAAUGGUAAAAAUAAUAAUACAAAUACAGUUUAAUAGAUAUGCAUAUAUUAUGGUAUAUAUGCUGAACUUGACCUUUAUCUUUGGCUUACUCCCUAAUUAACUUAAAAUGUUUUUUCAUGGCCAUCACCCAAUGCAUUUGCCAAGUUUCAACAUAAUUGAUCUAUAUACAGUGGACCCCCGGUUAACGAUUUUAAUCCGUGCAAGAGGGCUCAUCGUUAUGCGAAAUAAUCGUUAUGCGAAUUAAUUUUCCCCAUAAGAAAUAAUGGAAAUAAAAUUAAUCCGUGCAAGACGCCCAAAAGUAUGAAAAAAAAUUUUUUUUACCACAUGAAAUGUUAAUUUUAAUACACACAAACUGAAAAAGGCAUGCACAAUUACAUGACACUUACUUUUAUUGAAGAUCUGGUGAUGAUUGAUGGGAUGGGAGGAGGGGAGAGCAUUAUCUUCUUACUGUUUAGAAGGGGAAUCCCCUUCCAUUAGGACUUGAGGUAGCAAGUCCUUUUCUGGGGUUACUUCCCUUCUUCUUUUAAUGCCACUAGGACCAGCUUCAGAGUCACUGGACCUCUGUCGCACAACAAAUCUGUCCAUAGAGCUCUGUACCUCCCGUUUCUUCAAGACUUUCCUAAAAUGGGCCAUAACAUUGUCAUUGAAAUAGUCACAAGCACGGCUUGCAACAGCUGUGUCAGGGUGAUUUUCAUCUAUAAAGGUUUGCAGUUCAAACCACUCUGCACACAUU